AUGGCACAGAUCCAGGUCCCAGUGGUGCAAAGAGGGCUGGAGCGCCAAAAUCUUGAACGCGCGCAGCGGAGGAGACGUGUGAUCGAGGAAGAAGGACAGAAAGCGCGCCGCUCUGCUGUCGCCUUCCGCCAGCGGCGCGAAACAGUCGAAAGCCCGGAUGACAAGGAGGCAGCACAGCCUGCCGAUGCGCGGGAAGCUGACAGGAACCAACGCUUGCAGCAGGUGCUGGGCAAGCUUUCAGCUUCCAUCCAGUUGCCCACAGUAGAGGCUGACACCAAAGACAAAGAGGGCUCCGAGUAUGGUGGCUUGAUGAGCUCAGACUCGGAGGAGGCCGAUCCGGUGGAGCUGGAGCAGCGGAAGCUCUCCGAGCGCUCCAAGCAAAUCCGGAAGAGAGUGAAAGAAGCAGCCAUCAAUGGAAUUCGGGAGAAGAAAAAGUUUGUCGAUCGCAUGAACCGGAAGAGGAGGUACCGAGAGGCAUUGUGGAAAGCUUUGCCCCAAGCAGAACGUGUUGCCACAGAGUCUGCCUUCAAGCUCCACUGCAACCAAUAUCAGAUGCUCACUGCCGAAGCAGCUCUGGAUGCCCUGCGGGACAUGGGCCUGCGAGGCCGGACCAUGGUGGAGCGAAGUGUGGUGGAGCGCGCGGUUGGAUCCCUGGUGAAAGAGCUGAUUUGUGUGGAAGAGCAAGGCAUCCAGGGAGCUUGGGGUUCUGCACCGAAAGGAUCUCCGCAGGUGUGGUGGAGAACGCCCAGGGAGCUAUCUGCCCUCCCCAUGGCGCGCAUGGCACAGGCCAAGACCAAGACCGUUCAGCCGACCCCGCCGGUUCGAGCCCGACAACACAACCGCCGAGCGAGCGCUACAGGCAUUCGACAGUCUUCAGUCAGUGCUGCACAAAGGUCAUCCACCUUGAAGGAUGAACAGGCUGCCAAGGAACUGGUUGCAGCUAUGGAGCAGAAGACACCGCGCCCGACCGGCAUCCCGGUCGAGGCCUUUGGGGCCGAGGUCGUCCCAGUGGCGCGAUGGGAACUCUUUGAGCAGAGGACUGAGCCACACUUCCGCCUUUUCGUCAAGGAAAUUGAGGCAUCGCCGAACCCCAGCGGCAUCAACUACGAUCAGUUCCAAAAGCUGGUUGCAUCGCUUGAGCUGGACAAGGCGAAAGGCCCACUGCCACCUGCUAUCAAGCGCGAGAAGCAGAAAGUGGGGCCUGAAACAAUCUUGGACUUGGAGAUGGUGCACAUCCGCUUGCUGCAGUUGGAAGAGAGGGCCGCGCGGGCAGCGAGUGCCAGGGAAUGGGCAGUGGCUCGGCAAGCAAAGGUCAUUGACAGCCGCUUCAAGAAGCACAGGCCUGAGCUACUUUGGAUGUGGGAGAUGUUUUCUGCUCAUGAUGACGAUCACAGUGGCUUCCUGGGCCAGUACGAAAUUCGACGGCUGCUGAAAUACAUGGGCCUCGAGCCGUACAAGCGUAGCGUGGCCCACAUGGUGGACCACAUCAUCAGCCAGGUGGACGAGAACCAUGAUGACGAGAUUGACUUCAAUGAGUUCCUGCUUCUUGUGGACCAGCUACGUUCAUUCAUGAUGAAGCGGAGGCGAUUGCAUUUGCAGCGGUUCUACCUGGGCCUGGAGCUUGACCAGAGUGGCUGCCUUGAUUUCGAUCAGAUUGUGGCAGCCCUUGCUCAGGAGGGCCUCCUUCGCUCUCGAAAUGAGUAUGCCUUGGCCCAGGAACUCUUAGAUGAGGAAUUUGAUCUACGGGCCGUGCUUCAGCCCAGCAGCGAAGCAGACUCGCCCUUGUCUCUAUCGUCUCCACGCAGCAGCAGCUUAAGCCCUAGGAAGAUGAGGCAGCGACAAGCGCUGAUGGCAGAGGAUGCUGGAAUGGUCGACUUCUAUGGGUUCUGUCUGAUCUAUGAGCUGGUGUGGGAGCGGCUGAGCCAACUUCAGGGUGAGCGCAUUUGCCAGGCGGCAAAAGCUCUCAACUUCACCAUGACAGAGCUGUCAGACAUCCAGGCAGCUUUCGACAUGGCGGAUGGAAAUGGAGACAACAAGCUGACCCGCGGUGAGCUUCGAGAGGUCUUGAUUCCACUGAUCGCGCGGAUGCCAGAUGAGCAGCAACUGAAGCAUGUGCUGGCGUCUAUCGACACGGAGCGUACUGAUGGCAUCGACAUUUUAGAGUUCCUCAAGAUCCUGCGGUCCCUGGUGACGGGACCGAACGGCAUGGUGCACAUGUACAAGCCGUUCUCGUUGAUUGAGAACGUCACGUAUGAAAAACAGCAGGAACUUCUGGGUGUCUGGCCAAUUUCUGAUUCGUACAUCAAGAACUUGGAUGCCAAUGAGCUCAUGGAAAUGCUUAGCAACUUCCUUGGUGUCCGGCCAGAACAAAACUUGCGGGAGCUGCCAUAUCCCAUCAGCAGCUACAGGAAGCUGAAAGAGUUUGCGCUGCGACAGGCUGAGAAGGCCACGCAGCGACACAGGUUCUGA
Messenger RNA from Symbiodinium natans, 2469 nucleotides. Lineage: Eukaryota; Dinophyceae; Suessiales; Symbiodiniaceae. The record is from the annotation of a GenBank genome assembly.